Trichomycterus rosablanca is the source of this 741-nucleotide messenger RNA. It is a transcript of the gene atp6v1f, whose product is annotated as ATPase H+ transporting V1 subunit F. Lineage: Eukaryota; Metazoa; Chordata; Actinopteri; Siluriformes; Trichomycteridae. Gene Ontology annotation, molecular function: proton-transporting ATPase activity, rotational mechanism. The record is from RefSeq and is a predicted model, not a curated record. Gene Ontology annotation, biological process: proton transmembrane transport. The transcript has 2 exons. The coding region runs from base 114 to 473 and encodes 119 amino acids. Gene Ontology annotation, cellular component: proton-transporting V-type ATPase, V1 domain; membrane.
GAAGCGAGUGGAUCAGCUGACUGUAGCACAUGAUCCAGACGAGGAAGAAAGGCUAAUCCGUAGCUUCUUUUGCCCGUUAUUAGAUAUUUUAUAUCUACACUAUAGUAGAAAUAAUGGCUGGGCGCGGUAAAUUAAUCGCAGUUAUAGGAGAUGAAGAUACAUGCACCGGAUUCCUCCUGGGAGGGAUCGGCGAGUUGAACAAAAACCGCAAACCCAAUUUUUUAGUGGUGGAGAAGGACACCAGCGUCACUGAGAUAGAGGAAACAUUUAAGAGUUUCCUGGCUCGCAACGACAUCGGCAUAAUCCUUAUCAACCAGUUCAUUGCUGAGAUGAUCCGGCACGCCAUAGAUGCCCAUAUGCAGUCUAUCCCUGCUGUUUUGGAGAUUCCUUCUAAAGAGCAUCCAUAUGAUGCUUCCAAAGACUCAAUUCUACGCAGGGCUAAGGGCAUGUUCUCUGCUGAGGAUUUCCGAUAAAUGUAAUGGCUUAGUCAAGCCUUCAGUUUGUCUAUAAAUGUAAAGGAUGAGGAUGUUGUUUAGUGUCUCUCUCUCAUCUUACAAACUAAGAUGAUUGACUUCUGUGAUUUCUGUGGUUAUUGUUUAAGAUUGUGAAUAUUUUUUCUGGUAACAAACAAAAUGUUUAUUUAAUUGUAAUGAUCUAUAGGCUAUAUACAGCAUAUGUGAGUAGAUGUAGAGAAUUUCAGUAGACGAUUGCAUGCUUAUUAAACAAUAAAUACUAAGUCUA